This is a messenger RNA of Aphanomyces astaci, 3427 nucleotides long. RefSeq lists its product as hypothetical. Gene Ontology annotation, cellular component: Golgi stack; Golgi membrane; ER to Golgi transport vesicle membrane. The transcript has 22 exons. Gene Ontology annotation, biological process: vesicle fusion with Golgi apparatus; endoplasmic reticulum to Golgi vesicle-mediated transport; transcytosis. The record is from RefSeq and is a predicted model, not a curated record. The coding region runs from base 54 to 3401 and encodes 1115 amino acids. NCBI's taxonomy places the organism in Eukaryota, Oomycota, Saprolegniomycetes, Saprolegniales, Verrucalvaceae.
GUCGGCAGUUUGCUGUGGCCGCCGCGACUGUGUCCGACACCUUUGAAGUCAAUAUGAUCAACAUCAUGAAGCGAUUUGUAGAGUCCUCGGUGAGCCAGGCAUUGCAUGAGGGCACACAGGAUGCCGAUAGUGCUGCAAGUGCCGCUACCGAGCCUGGGACGACGUCGGCGCCGUUUUCGGCGUUGGAUCCACCACGCUCGAAUGAUCGAUCGACGCCGCAAGGUGCACCGCCUUCUCGAGAACGGACUGCGUCGUCGUCGUCAGACCCUACGAUGCGCCGCACUGUGCCAAAAGCGGACCUCGUCAUGGCCAUCGAGCGGUUUCAAUACGCGAUGUUGCUGGCCGAGCGAAAGACCGCCGUGACACAACUACAGAAGCUGUGGGUCGAAGCCGACAUCCCCGACGACGCGCACCGGCUGAUCAUUCCCGUCAUUUUGAACGCGCUAGUCACGGAUCCGAGGGACACGGAGCUCAUGGAAGCCAUGCUAGAGCUCAUGCAGUCGAUCGUCUCGACCAACCCGUCGAAUGCCUCCAUUCUGCUGCAAGAGCCACAUGCGCUGGACACGAUUCUUGGGCUCAUGCAAGAUCCGUCGCCGUGGAUUCGAGGACCGACGGUGCAGCUCAUCAAAAAGGUGCAGGAUGGCGACUCAGCCAGUUUUGCCACGCACAUCUUGGCGUGUCAGGAAGGACUGCGAUUGCUCUUGGAAGUGGUCGAAGACAAGCGAGAGCACAUUCGCGAUACCGCGGUCCAGAUCCUGCUCAGCAUGACGUUAAACCAGUCGCCUCUGACACUUCGCCACGUCCAGCAAUUCCUCGCGUUCGAAGAUGGCUUUACGCGUUUGUUUCAAAUCGUCGACUUGGAGCUCGAGGGCCACGGCCUGGACAGUGCGGUGCUCGUGGACUGUUUGCAUGUAAUCGUCAAUAUGGUGCGCAAUAACACCAUGUCGCAGUCGCUGUUGAGGGAGACUCCGUUCGUGCCCGUGUUGUUUCCGCUGCUUCUGGACGCCGGCCUCCCUUCCCCCGACCAGCCAAAUCACCACCCGGCGCCACUUGAAGACGACGACGAAGGCAAUCAACCGUCCAGCACAGGGCUGCGUACUACGUUGGACAUCCUCUUGUGCCUCGUUGGACCCGUCUACCCCAACACACCCCCGGAAGAGCUAGACGAAGUCGCUAGACGCGAUCAGACCAAGCGGCAAGAAGAGCGAAGUGCUGUGCAGGCCCACUUGGCCCAACUGCCAGACGUCGUCGCCGCCGUGGGCGAGGUGGCCUGCCACGGAGUCACCGAAGCCGACCGCAUGCAUGCGCUGCAGGUGCUCCACUUGCUUUGUGAAGACAACGAAGCGCAUCAGCUCGUGGCGCUUACAUGGACGUCCAUGACAACGUCGCCGUCGUAUGUGCUGAGCAUGUGCUUGAGGCUGGACGUCCACCAUGAAGAAACCCCCCUUGGCGCGAGUGCCCGAACGCUGCUCGAUGGUGUGUGGCAUAAUGACUUAGCCAAAAUUUCCAUCCUGCAGCAUAUUCACGCACCGCCGCCGCCGCCCCUCGAAACUGGUCCCAUAGAACCAGUGGGUCAAGUCUUGGUCAAGACGAUGGCAACUACCCUCGAUGCGAUGGUACAGCAAUCGACGGCAACGUUGUCGUUGACCCCGAAAGAUGCGGCCAAAGUUGUGUGGAAAUGUUGUGGUCGUUGGCGGAGUUUGUUGCACAACAGUGAAUGCAAGCAACUGGCGCUUCGCGUCCCCGCGCCCCACGCUACGCAGGCCGUGAGCGGCAGCUGCUUUUUGAAUGCGUGCGUCCAGUGGGUGAUGGAGUUACCCCGGUCGAAAGCCACCUACCCCGUCUUCAUCGCGCUCUUCCACGUCAUCCUCUGCUGGGUGCACGGAUGCGGCCCCGCCAUCCAUGAAAUUGUCACGAGCAUCCCCACGCUCACGUUUUUGUGCACAACUAUUGGCCACAUUUCGACAAGCCUCAGUGGUGGCGACGAUGCCAGCCACGUCGAGGUUGAAUUGGCGGGGCUGUCGGCCAUGGUGCUAGGCGUGUGCCUGGACGGUUUAGAUGGCAAAAUCAUUCCGCUGACAAAGGAGCAGCUACUGGGACUCAUCACGCGGCAAAUCGGACUUCAAAAAUUCACCGACGCGUUCGGCCGCAUGCAGCAACUCGCGUCGUUUCAGAAUUCCAAGCGGAGUGGCGGCGUUGAUGGCAUGUCUGCCGUAUACGACAAAGGGUUUGUACAAUGGUUCAAACAUGUCGCCGACGCGACGCGCGUGGGUAUUUUGCACGUGUACAUGGGAAAUGGCACCAGUUCGGCUGCCGUGGGGGACGACAGCCGGUCGAAAGCGUACAUGGACUUGAUCCGCAUGCAAGACGAGCAGCUUGAGGCGCUGCGGGACCAGGUGACGCACCUCACGACACGUGGCGCCACGUCAUCGUGCCAGGCCACGAAAAACCCACUUGCAGACGACUUGGCUGCCGCGCACAACCAAAUUGCAGAGCUCAAGCUAGCCCAAGACCGCAAUGAAACGCGGAUCCGUGGCCUUACGACUGCCAACGACCUGGUGGAGCGAGAACUGCAGCGAAAGGACGCAGCGCUCAAGAAACUACUGCACGCGGAGGCGGCUACGACCACCACCACUUUGGAGAUGGCGCCGGCAUUGACCGACCUGUCGAAAGGACUCCAUCGCUCAGAAGAGCAAGAACUGCGCGUGGACCAAUUAGAAAACGACGUGCGUCGGCUGACUCGACAGCUGCAGCAGAAAGAGGACGCAUUGGAUGCUGCUCGUGCCACGAUUGACAUGCUCUCGGCGCAUCAAGCGAUAGCGGUGGGUCACAAAGAAGAACAAGAGCACGCCACGUCAAACGACAAUGACACACUGGAACGUCGAGUCGAGGCAUUGGAAAAAGAGCUCCGUGAAGCCCACGACAGCCACACAAUGACCGUGUCCACGCUCGUGGCCAGGCACGAACAAGCCACGACACAAUGGCAAGCCGACGCGACCAACAAUUUGAACCAAGCCUUGCAAUCCCAAGCCAGAGACUUGGCCAUCGCCCAUGAAACCCAAAGAACCGCAUGGCACGCGACUCGAAUCAAGAUGGAAACCGAGUUGCAUCGCCUAGAAAAUGUAUUUGAUCAACUGCACCACGAAAGCGAGAAAAGGCUCCAGUUGGAAGCCCAAGUAAGUCGCCUUGAAGCUGUGAACGCAGCCCACGACCGAGUCGUGGACAACUCCCAUGACGUGGAGCCGCCGCAAGAAGUGCUCAUGCUUGUGGGCAGUUUGGAAAUCCAGUGCCGCAGCUUUCGCGAUGUGUUGGAGCAGGUCCUCGGCCCCGAAGGCGUUUCGAAGGCGCUUCAGCUGAGCCAAGAUCGAGGCGCGGUGCCGUUUUGGUCGAGUUCUUGUUAACACUAAAGACCUCUACCUCUUAUCGU